Molecule: messenger RNA, 588 nt
Organism: Talaromyces amestolkiae
Lineage: Eukaryota; Fungi; Ascomycota; Eurotiomycetes; Eurotiales; Trichocomaceae
Exons: 3
Coding region: 1-588 (195 amino acids)
Source: RefSeq, a predicted model, not a curated record
AUGGCAGCCCCAACCCUUCCCCCAAUCACAUCCCUCCCCAGCUUGCCUUUGAGCGAACAACUCAAAGCCCUCGACACCGUCUUCGAACCCUCCCCCGAACUCCACACUAUCCUCCAACCUAUCCUCACCUCCAACCAACCCUUCCAAUCAUAUGACACUCUUAUCGACACAAUCCACACCAAACUAUCAGCCCUAUCCGCAGCAACGAGUGACCCACAACAGAAACAGACUCUAUAUGGCAUUCUAGGCUCUCACCCUCGCCUCGGCGCAGCAUCGCCAACUGCGCAGGCCGGACUGAGUGAAUUGAGUAGACGCGAGCAGGCUAAUAUCAACAAGUCAGCCCAGAACGACGAACAAGCGGCUGCAGACCAAGCUGCGAGGUUGAGUGCGUUGAAUAAGGAGUAUGAGGAGCGGUAUCCGGGGUUGAGAUAUGUGACCUGGGUGAAUGGGCGAGGCCGAGAUGUUAUCAUGGUCGAUAUGAGGAGGCGCAUUGACCGGGCAGAAUUUGAGAUGGAAGUAAGAGAUAAUAUUGAGGCUAUGUGUGAUAUUGCCAAAGAUCGCGCAAAGAAGUUGCAAGCCAACUUAUAG